Molecule: messenger RNA, 5433 nt
Organism: Mirounga angustirostris (Northern elephant seal)
Lineage: Eukaryota; Metazoa; Chordata; Mammalia; Carnivora; Phocidae
Gene: MED8
Product: mediator complex subunit 8
Exons: 7
Coding region: 85-891 (268 amino acids)
Biological process (GO): regulation of transcription by RNA polymerase II
Cellular component (GO): core mediator complex; mediator complex
Molecular function (GO): RNA polymerase II cis-regulatory region sequence-specific DNA binding; transcription coregulator activity
Source: RefSeq, a predicted model, not a curated record
GAUUGGGGGACGAAGCCCUCUCACAGUGGCUCGCUGACUAGGAAACCGGAAGGGGAAGUCGGUGCCGCCGCCGCUGCCGACGCAAUGCAGAGGGAGGAGAAGCAGCUUGAGGCAUCAUUAGAUGCACUGCUGAGUCAAGUGGCUGAUCUGAAGAACUCACUGGGGAGUUUCAUUUACAAGUUGGAGAACGAGUAUGACCGGCUGACCUGGCCCUCUGUCCUGGACAGCUUUGCCUUGCUCUCCGGACAGCUGAACACUUUGAACAAGGUCUUGAAGCAUGAAAAGACACCACUGUUCCGUAAUCAGGUCAUCAUCCCUCUGGUGCUGUCCCCAGACCGUGAUGAAGAUCUCAUGCGGCAGACUGAAGGACGAGUGCCUGUGUUCAGCCAUGAGGUGGUCCCUGACCAUCUGAGAACCAAGCCUGACCCUGAGGUCGAAGAGCAAGAGAAGCAGCUAACAACAGAUGCGGCCCGCGUUGGUGCUGAUGCAGCUCAGAAGCAGAUCCAGAGCUUGAAUAAAAUGUGCUCAAACCUUCUGGAGAAAAUCAGCAAAGAGGAACGGGAAUCAGAGAGUGGAGGUCUCCGGCCAAACAAGCAGACCUUUAACCCUGCAGACACCAAUGCCUUAGUAGCCGCUGUGGCCUUUGGGAAGGGGCUGUCUAAUUGGAGACCUUCAGGCAGCAGUGGUCCUGGCCAGCCAGGCCAGCCUGGAGCUGGGACCAUUCUUGCAGGAGCCUCAGGAUUACAGCAGGUGCAGAUGGCAGGAGCUCCAAGCCAGCAGCAGCCGCUGCUCAGUGGGGUACAGAUGGCUCAAACAGGUCAAACAGGGAAAAUGCCAAGUGGAAUAAAAACCAACAUCAAGUCAGCUUCAAUGCAUCCCUACCAGCGGUGAGUGUGGCCAGCAACCUCCACUCCCAGGUGUCCCUUGCAGAGUUGGGCAGUGAAAUUGCCUUUUGCCCAAAGUGAACUACAUGGGUACAAUAAAGAGAACAUGGGCUUUCAGCACCAGACAGACCAGACCCCAGCUCCACCACUGACUAGCUGAGUGACUUUGGGCAAGUGACCUCAUUUUUCUCAGCCUGUUUUCUUAUUUGUAACUGGCGAUGAUACCUACCUCAUAGGGUUGUUGUGAGGAUUAAAAUGAGAAAAUGAAUGUAAAACACUUAGUAUAGUCUAUGAAAUGAUGGGUAUUCAAUAAACUGUAGUUUCUACAGCUACUUCUCCCCACUGCCCUCCUCAGUCCUGGAUCCAGAACUUAGUGGGAUCUGACAUUGCUUCACGUCAGUGGUGAGCUGACGGACCCAAGAUCACGGGCUGCUCUGUUAUGUUUGAAAGCCUGUGCUUACUUUAUGUGGCCAGAAACUGUCGUAGCCUCUGUAUGUCCUUAGGGGCGUGCAGGCUCUGCAGGCCCCCUCUGCCUAGGUUCCAUCCUGGCCAUCUCUCCGAGCUAUGGGCAUUGAAGCUUCUGGGCUGGGUCAAAUGGCCCACCUGCAGCUCUGGUGAAGUGUGAGUCUGCUCUCCUCCUUCUCUCUAAGAAGCCAGUUCAGCUCUUACCUGGGAAAUAGUCACAAAGUCGACUAUCCUUUACCUCACCCCAUACACAUGAAAGAAGAUGUCACAGGUCCGGUAGGUGGGGGCUUCCCAGGAAGUGGCUCUUCCAGGUAGGACUGUGUAAGAAAGGGAUUUCUUCAGGGUUUAGUUGGCCUCAUAAUAUGCCUACUGCCUGGACUCCAGCCAGGAUGGCUUUCCUCCAGUCCACUGAAACUCAAAUUAGAGCCAGAUUGCUGGUGGGUGGGGAUAGCCACCAGGACUUUUGCCUGCUUUGCAUAAAGCUGAAGAGCAGCGUGAGUUGGGUCUGCAGCCUAAGCUGCCUUUCUCGCUGCUCCUUUGCAGGGAGGGGCAGGGUUUAAGUCAGGAGAAGACCAAAGGGUUUCUCUGAAUAAAGUUUGUUUGUUUAUUAGAUUUUAUUUAUUUAUUUGACAGAGAGAGACACAGCAAGAGAGGGAACACAAGCAGGGGGAGUGGGAGAGGGAGAAGCAGGCUUCCUGCCGAGCAGGGAGCCCGAUGUGGGACUCGAUCCCAGGACCCUGGGAUCCUGACCUGAGCCGAAGGCAGACGCUUAACGACUGAGCCACCCAGGUGCCCCUCCCUGAAUAAAGUUAUUUAAAUUGAUGGCCACCGUGUCGGGGUUAGCUGACAGCUAUUUAUGAGGGAGCUAUAUAGGGAUCAGAGACCAUAUGUCAGAGACUUUCAAAGUUGCUGCAAGGCAAUUCUAAUUUGUUCUCCAUAAGAUGUUUUCUUAGCUUUGAUUAGCUUUGAUGUAAAAGUCCUGAGCGGUAUGAGGAGGGCCUGCUCAUACCUUCCAGCUGCCUUUUUUCUGUUCUCUUCGGUCACACAGCAGUGCUUCGGCAUUUGCUUGGUGCCGGGCAGAAUUCUGCCAGGCUGUGGCAGCAAAGAACUGGAAAAGUCCCCAAUGUCACAUCCAUUCCUGCCCCAUCAAGACAAGAGAUGGUAUCCGCAGAGUUCGGUGGUCAUAGACCCAACAGCGUGGGGAGUCCUUUUAUCAGCUCUGAGGCAAUGCCAGACCUUCCCCCCACUUCAGCAGUGCUGCCUUACUGCUCUGUCAGCCCGCUCAAGUGUUCCUUAUGUUCUUACCGUUUCCCUCCUUGCUGGAAGCGUCAAAGCUAACUGUCACAUUGGAUAAAAUUCAAGUUGUACGCCUCUAAAACCCUUGAAGGAGCUUUUGGUGACUGCCAUCCUUAAUUCCACCAGAAGAUUCCCUCCUAUUGAGAGGCACCAACCCCAAGUUCCUUUGUUGUCUCAGACUAAUACUACCUUCAUUCCCACCAUAAUAUUUGAAAUGGGUUCCUUGUCCUCCCGGAGUGGAAAUGUCCUCCUGCCCCAACAGGAACAUGUGCAGGACCUCACCUACAUCUUGGGCCCUUAUGCAAACAUUCCUUACUCUGGAGGCACUCACAUCUUUAUAUUCUUUACUCUGGAAACACACGUUCUCAUUUCCGACCCCCUCCUAUCCCCACAUCCUCUGGAGUACACACACCUAUGUAGCAUUGCCAACUUUGGGACCCACACAACCUGGUAAAUGCCUCCAUGGAAAGUAUCUCCCUCUCCUCACCCACGCAUUCCCUCCAUUCCCUCAGGAACGAAUAUAUACGGUGCUCCCUUUGAAGAAGAGGACGUGAUGUGCUUACUUGUUCAGAUUUAGGAUUUGUAAAAGAUGGCUCUCUUGCUCUACUUUGGGGGUAUUCCUCUGUUUCUGACUUCUCUGUUUUGCCUGGGGACUGUGCUUUCUCAUACUCUCGGGGCCCCUGGAAAAUGAGGUUAGGCCAUCGUUUCCUGGGAUUAUGCCUAGGAUGGAGAAAGAAGCACUGUGAAAUCGUGAGAUCUUACUGCAGUGCAGAGUUCAUCCUGCUGAAAGCAGAUUAAGAAAGCUUACUUAAUCCAUAUAUGCGUGGGCCAUUGCCAUUGCCUAGGACUGGUCCGUGUCCAGCUCUGCCCUGUCGCUAGAAUUCUGUCAUUGUUGAACCUCCCUUUCACUCAUUACCCCAGUCACCCCAUUCUCUACCCCUUCUGAUGUCUACUGCUGCCCUACCUAGCCAACUUUACUUAACCUUGUACUUUCUUCUGAAACAGCGAAAAUCGAUAGGUUGUAGCCAAGUGCUCCUUCCAGCUUCAUAAUGGGUUCUGUCUUGACGACUGAGCUGGAGGUGUAGACUGCUCACCUCCUGUCCUGCUGUCAGGGAGGAAGCUGAACUCUGCAGGAAUGUCCUAGUGCAAGGCUGGUCCCUUUUUCCACCCAUUCUCACCUCCCCCAGGCAGCUGGGAACAACCUCUCCCUUUGUCUGAGUUUCUUGUACAGAAUAAUCCUCCUUACGGACAAUGUAUUCUCUGUGCCCUGUGGACAUAGGAGCCGUGUGAGCUGAUCCCAGCACCAGGCAGGACGGAGGCUGAAUCCUUCCAAAUGCUUACCCUGGGUCAACUCCUGAUUAUUGUCCAGAGAAAUUACUAAGGGAUGUACGUUGACCUACUGGCUAAAUCCAGAAUUUUUUCAGGGCUCAUCUUACUUGAUCUCCAUGGUGUUUCCUAGUGCUGAUCAUUUCCUUUUCAUCUCUUUCUCCCCACUUGGCCCCUACGUCUCUGACCAUUCCUUUUCUGCAGCUUUUGGCCUGUUAUCCCUCUGCCCACUGUCUCUGUGACCACCACUUUUAUUUUCAGCUCAGAGCUCUCUGCCCCUAGGAUCCAUAGGUACCUCAAAUUCUGAAUGUUCAAGUCCAGGCAUCCUUCCCUCUGAACCUGUUUUUUUUUUUUUUUUUUUCCUAGUUUCCUGGGUAUGACCUAAGCCAGGUCUAUGGAAGCCAUCCUAAACCCUUCCCUCUCUGUGUCCCACCCCCAGGUGCCAAAUCCUAUCUCUUCUGGCUCCCUAAUAUCUAUCCAUCCUGCCCUGCAUUUUAGGCCCUGGGCCUCUUUCCCUAAAAGUGUUGUUCAGACUCCCUGUCUCCCACUCCCACCCAUCUUUGAUACAGCUGCCAGGUCUUUCUAAACUGCUGAUCGGAUCACAUUGCUCCUUUGAUUAAAAUCCUUUUGAUAGUUCCCUCCCCAUGUUUCUCAAACUGGAGUCCAUGCACCUGGCAGGUUGGUGUGCCAGGCAUGCUGAAAGUCCUUGGGUCAAAUCACCCUGGAACACUCAUUUUCUUGAGGGUAAGUAAUUUAAACAGAGAACAAAAAACUAUCAUGUAUGCAUUAUUAGGAGAAAAUAGACUUGAAGGAAUUCCUACUAGUCUGAAGGGGUUCAGAGUAAGCCACUGGAUUUCCUGGGGGAUAUUUCUUUCUGUCUUUUUUGCCAUUACAUUUACUUCAUUGAAAAAGUUUGAAAAACAUCUCAAAUUUCCUGGAAAGGCAAGGAAGAUUCUGUGUGAUCUGGCCCCCUGACUUCUCCUUAGUUUCUCUCUUGUCCUGCUGCCCACUCUGUUCUCGAGCCAUACAAGCUGCUUGAAGUUUCCUGAAAUGAACAAACUCUAGCCUCCGUUCUUUUUGUCCUACCAUUCCCUCUGCAAGUAACAUUUUGCCCCAUCAUUCUGUCUGAUGAAUACCCAAUCAUCUUUCAAAAUUCAGCCCAUGAGCUGGUCUUCUGUGAAGCUUUCUGACAACCCAGUGUGGGCACAACUCAGUGCCACUCUUAAGUAAGUAAGGUCAGUUACCUCCUCUUUUAUGCUCUUUAUUGUCCUCCAAGUUCGAGCACCUUGAACUGUCAGGGUUUGAAUUCCAGUUCAUCUACCUGGGAGCUAGGUGAUCUUUGGCAUGAAUGUGUAUGUCUGGCAUACUAUAGCACCUGGCCCACCGUAAACACUAUAAAUGCUAGCUGCUACUAUUUUUUUUUUUUUAUUAUUCACUUAGAGAGACACAGUGAGAGAGGGAA